Messenger RNA from Brienomyrus brachyistius, 1451 nucleotides. RefSeq names its product motor neuron and pancreas homeobox protein 1-like. The coding region runs from base 477 to 1451 and encodes 324 amino acids. Gene Ontology annotation, molecular function: DNA-binding transcription factor activity, RNA polymerase II-specific; DNA binding. Lineage: Eukaryota; Metazoa; Chordata; Actinopteri; Osteoglossiformes; Mormyridae. The transcript is spliced from 3 exons. The record is from RefSeq and is a predicted model, not a curated record. Gene Ontology annotation, biological process: regulation of DNA-templated transcription.
ACCCGAAGAAGAAAGAGGAACGUGCAGGGUUAAUAAAGAACAAGCAAAAAUUAGCAAAGGCCAACAAAAAUCUGUUUUAGUGCUUGGUAACCUGAAUGUCUGUAUAAUUGUAAAUGACAAGUCUUAGCCUUUAUAGAUUCCAGAAUAAUAACCGCGAACCGGUAUUCUUGCUGCGCCGGACUGAAAGUAACAUCACGUCAGUGCAAAGGAACUGAGGUUAUCGCAGAGCCGAUAGUGCCAGGAUCUGUGUAUUAUGCACUACAGCGCGCUUAAGGGGAAGUGAUAUCACGUUAUAUUCUACUGCUUCGUUUUUUAGGGUCGCUGUAUUUCGGAGAAUGUCCUACCAAAAGUUAGAAUAGCCUACGCGAAAUAUCCGCGUAUACUGCAGGUGUCACGACGGGUUGUAAGGACAGGGAAGUUAACAGCGCGAAAAUUGUGUCGGUCGAAAUAUUUCCAGGGUCCUGAAAGCAACUGUCAUGGAGAAAUCCAAAAACUUCCGAAUCGAUGCCUUACUGGCUGACGAACCUAAUCGAGGCAACCGGGAGCUCUCACCAGGAUUAAGCAGUGACAGUCCCACGGGCAGCCCAAUAUCCUGCCGGCGCACGGAGACUCCUUCUCCCCGCGGAACCCCCGGAGCCCUCCAGCUUCAAACCGGAAUUAUACCCAAACCGGGUUUGUUGAACGUCCCUCACCCAGGACUUGCCUCACUUCCCCAGGGAGCAAUUCCUGGAAUGUAUCCAGCGCCCAUGUACCCCAUCUCUGCUUUGGGAGGUCAGCACCCUGCCUUCACCUAUUCUGGCUUCACGCAGCUGACUCAGCCAUACCCGGAGCAUCUCAAAGCGGCGGCCAUGGCUGGCUCCUUCCCUUUGGAGCACUGGAUUCGGGCCGGGAUUAUGGUACCACGCCUUCCGGACUACAGCUCCGCUCCGCAGUCGGGUCUGAUGGGGAAAUGCCGACGUCCACGUACUGCAUUCACAAGCCAACAGCUGCUGGAAUUGGAAAACCAGUUCAAACUCAACAAAUAUUUAUCUCGGCCAAAGCGUUUCGAGGUGGCCACCGCUUUGAUGCUGACGGAGACGCAGGUGAAGAUCUGGUUCCAGAACCGGCGAAUGAAAUGGAAGCGAAGUCGCAAGGCCAAGGAGCAGGCAGCCCAGGGGGAUGGCGAGCGGUUGAAGGGCAGCAAGCCGGGCGAGAAGCUGGGCGAAGGCCGGAGGCCUGGGGCCGGCCUGCAGCACAAAGGAGACCUGGAUGAGGAAGAGGAGGACGAGGACGAGGAGGAAGAGGAAGCACAGCGGGAGUUCGCUGUGGGCAUGGCAGGUGGCGUGGGCCUGCAGCACCCCUCUGACUUCCUGCGGGACACGGCGGAGCUGGGAUAUAGCCCCCACAGCGCCUACUCUGAGGAGGAACUGGAGGAGAGCGGGGUGGACAGGCAGAUUCGCGCAGCACUUUGA